Messenger RNA from Calidris pugnax (ruff), 1914 nucleotides. It is a transcript of the gene UBE2F, whose product is annotated as ubiquitin conjugating enzyme E2F (putative). Gene Ontology annotation, molecular function: NEDD8 transferase activity. Gene Ontology annotation, cellular component: nucleus. The record is from RefSeq and is a predicted model, not a curated record. Gene Ontology annotation, biological process: protein neddylation. NCBI's taxonomy places the organism in Eukaryota, Metazoa, Chordata, Aves, Charadriiformes, Scolopacidae. The transcript is spliced from 9 exons. The coding region runs from base 20 to 577 and encodes 185 amino acids.
UAGGUUGAAGACAGCAGUAAUGCUAACUCUGGCAAGCAAGCUGAAGCGGGAUGAUGGUGUCAGAGGACCCCGUGCAUCCAAUCCAGCUUCUGAUUCAACUCGGAGGGUGUCUGUUCGAGAUAAAUUACUUGUUAAAGAGGUUGCAGAACUUGAAGCUAAUUUACCUUGUACAUGUAAAGUGAAUUUUCCUGACCCAAACAAGCUUCAUUACUUUCAGCUAACUGUAAUCCCAGAUGAGGGCUAUUACCAAGGUGGAAAGUUUCAGUUUGAAAUUGAAGUUCCUGAUGCCUACAAUAUGGUGCCUCCAAAGGUAAAAUGCUUGACAAGAAUCUGGCAUCCGAACAUUACAGAGACAGGAGAAAUCUGCCUAAGUUUAUUGAGAGAACAUUCAAUUGAUGGCACUGGCUGGGCUCCAACUAGAACAUUAAAGGAUGUUGUCUGGGGGUUAAACUCUUUAUUUACUGACCUUUUGAAUUUUGACGAUCCUUUGAAUAUUGAGGCUGCAGAGCAUCAUUUGCGUGACAAGGAGGACUUUCGGAAUAAAGUUGAAGAUUACAUUAAGCGCUAUGCGAGAUGAUGAAGGGAGAUGAAUGGCAGAACCAUGGCUUCCAUACUAGAGUUGUCCUUAACUUCAACAACAACAAACAACAACAACAACAAAACCAGCCCGGAUUGUACUAGUCCUGUGUCCAUGUUGUACUGAAGAAGAAAACUAACUUCAUAACUUGUCCAUGUUAAAAGGAGAGUUGAGCAUAAAUACAGCAAGAAAUUGUGUAUGUUGGUUGAAAAAGUUGUUUGCUUACUUUUAAAAAAAUGUUUACUCUUCUGAACUGUACUGUAUAUCCUGUUGAUGAGAUAUGCUUGAGAAGUUAAAAGAAAUCACUAUUGAAAUUGUAAUUACACUUUUUUUAAACUCUUGCUUAGUUUGGAGGGGGGAAUGAAGAAAAAAAAAAAAAAAAAAAAAAAAAAAAAAAAAAAGGAAGAAACCAGAAAAGGUGGUGUGUUUUUUGGAACACUUCAAGUUGGCAAUAAAAUGGUCUCCUGUGAACCAAAUCAUAAUACUGUUGCCUUUGAUGAGCAGAAACAAUAGGAGCCUUUUCCAAGAGUCCUUCAGCUGAGGCUUAGAGCUUGCCAGAAUGCAAGCACGAAAUGGAAUUCUACUUCUGAUAUUGCAAUUCUUGAUUAUAUUUAAUGUAAGUAUGUUUUUUUGUCACACGUUUGGAAUUUUUACAUUGUUAUUUUCAGCUCUGGUUUGGGCGACAGUAUUUUUUUUUGUUUCUAUUCAUUGUGUGAAGUAGUUAAAAGAAAUAUAGGCUAACCUGUAACUUAAUUAAAUGUGUAGUAUUAGUAAAAUUAUAUAUAUAUAUAAUAUAUAUUAUAUAUUUCUGUGAAAAUUUAAUGAAAGGGAGAUUUUUUUUUUUAAAAAGAAAUCUGCCUUUGGCUUUCUGAUCUGGAUGUGGUGAGGGAGCAUCAGAUGCUGUUUGAUCUGAUGAAAAUAAAUUCAAGCACCAUAAAUUACCUGGAGAACACCUAAUUGUGUUCUCCACAAUUCUGCACUGAGAGGGAGCGACUAAUAACGCAGCUGAGAGUAAAAAUGUGCUGCCCCCUCCUUGAAACACCCAACAGGCACCUGGUUUUUUGCUGAUUUGAAAGGGUGGGAUGCUAUAAAUGGCCUUUUCUGUAAGUAGCUGUGUAUCCAACGCAGAGAUCCUUCAGGAGAGAGGGGUGUGUACCCCAGGAAUCACUGCAGAGGAAACCCCCUGAGGAGCACCCCGGGGGGACGUUGGCGCAGCCUCGGAGACCACAAGGUGUUUUGGUGGUGGAAAUCCCGUGAGAGGAGGUACAAUGGAACACAUUGAAGCUUUUAUAAAUAGAUAAACCAUAGAAAUAAACGUUCGUGUGGUUUCAUAUGGA